AAACUAGCCCCAUUUUCGGAUAUGCUCAUUGAUCCGCUCCAGCCGCUCUCAGUGGACAUGGAACUAGAUGUAUAUGAGACAUUUGAAAAAGACCGCACGAAGUACCGGCAGUAUGAGCUAGCAGUCGAAAUGGCUGUUUCCGAUUUAAGCCACAUACACGAUCGGCUCAACAUCCUCGUGAUCGGGCCCGGCCGCGGGCCGUUGAUAGAAAUCGUGAUGAAAUUUGCGCGGAAGGCCGAUAAGGUCACCGCAGUCGAAAAGAACCCCAAAUGCUUUCCGACUCUUAUUCGGCUAUGCGGCCAAUGGCCCACAAACGUCGAGCUAGUUUUAGGCGAUGUCAGAUAUAUGGGGCGCCCCAAAUUGGCAUCUUUCCACUUGGUGGUGUCGGAACUAUUGGGCUCCUUUGCGUGCAACGAGGCAGCGCCCGAGAUCCUCAGUGUUUUCCGGGGUCUUUCACCCGUGAUGAUCCCGCAGGAAAUGCGCAGUUUCAUCCAGCCGGUCUAUGCCGACCUUGGCACUAAUACGUGGCCCAGGCGGCCGUAUGUCGCCAAGCUAAACAGUUGUUUCCCUGCUUGCGAGCCUGCUGCUAUUUUCGAGUUCGUUUACCCGGGCGAAAACGCAUUGCAAAAGACGCAAAAUGUGACUUUCCAUUCAAAAACGGCGGAGGUGGCGAAUGCCUUAUGCGGCUACUUCGAAGCUUGCUUGUAUGGACCAUAUCGGAUCGGAAUUGUUCCCGGCCAAAGCCGCUUGGAGUAUUGCGACUCGUGGUUCCCAAUGCUCUUUCCAAUUCCAACUACCGAAUUGCCACUUUCGGUGAGGUUUCUGAGGCAAAGCCUGGCGACAGUCACCUAUCAGUGGACAGUCAACGGUGUAUCC
This is a messenger RNA of Metschnikowia bicuspidata var. bicuspidata NRRL YB-4993, 876 nucleotides long. RefSeq names its product PRMT5-domain-containing protein. The record is from RefSeq and is a predicted model, not a curated record. NCBI's taxonomy places the organism in Eukaryota, Fungi, Ascomycota, Pichiomycetes, Serinales, Metschnikowiaceae. The transcript has a single exon. The annotation marks the transcript as partial. Gene Ontology annotation, cellular component: cytosol; nucleus. Gene Ontology annotation, biological process: regulation of DNA-templated transcription.